Messenger RNA from Centropristis striata (black sea bass), 1946 nucleotides. It is a transcript of the gene ube2d2, whose product is annotated as ubiquitin-conjugating enzyme E2D 2 (UBC4/5 homolog, yeast). The record is from RefSeq and is a predicted model, not a curated record. Gene Ontology annotation, biological process: protein polyubiquitination; ubiquitin-dependent protein catabolic process. The transcript has 7 exons. Lineage: Eukaryota; Metazoa; Chordata; Actinopteri; Perciformes; Serranidae. The coding region runs from base 243 to 686 and encodes 147 amino acids. Gene Ontology annotation, molecular function: ubiquitin conjugating enzyme activity. Gene Ontology annotation, cellular component: nucleus.
GGCAGAGCCCAGGCCGCAGUGAUUUGGUAGCCGCUGCAGUAGGAGGAAGGACCGCGGUUCUACCCUUCUAUCUUUACGUUUCGCCUCGAAAUUUCAUCGGUGGUUCCCUUUGCUAACGAUCAGUGAACUGAGUGUACAGUAACGGUGUUCUAUGAUAACCGAGUCGUAGUAUUACCAACGGACAGUGAUACCAAUCGCCAUUUUAAUCGCACGUUUCCCCUGACAGAAGCGCUAGCACAACAAUGGCUCUGAAGAGAAUUCACAAGGAGUUGAAUGACUUGGCACGGGACCCCCCAGCCCAGUGUUCUGCAGGACCAGUAGGAGAUGACAUGUUUCACUGGCAAGCCACAAUAAUGGGACCUAAUGACAGUCCUUACCAGAGCGGGGUUUUCUUCUUGACCAUACACUUCCCCACAGACUACCCCUUCAAACCGCCAAAGGUUGCAUUUACCACAAGAAUCUACCACCCAAAUAUCAACAGCAACGGCAGCAUUUGUCUUGACAUUCUGCGAUCACAGUGGUCUCCGGCUCUCACCAUCUCCAAAGUCCUCCUGUCCAUCUGCUCUCUGCUGUGUGACCCAAACCCGGAUGACCCAUUAGUACCCGAGAUCGCCCGCAUCUACAAGACGGACAGGGAAAAGUACAACAAAAUAGCUCGGGAAUGGACACAAAAGUAUGCAAUGUAGUGUUGGGAUAGAAUCAUGGCCAACCACCUCUACGACAUAAGGUUAGGGGAGCUUCAGACGUAAAGAGAAAACAAACAAAAAACCAUUCAAACAAAUGAAAAGUUUAAAACAAGAUCUUGUUGGUUUCCAUUGGAGUGCUUUCUUUGAGCCACGCCUCCCCUUCACCAGAGUACCUGUAAAACUCCCUCUGCCCCUCCUCCUCUCUCUCUCUCCUUCUCUUUCUCUCUCUCCUCCCCUCUUGCCUCUCAGCUCACCUGCCCACCCUCCAGUGUACAUAUUGUCAACUUGCAAUGGUUAACAUCCAUCUCUCCCUACUCCUUUUUCACCUCCUCCCUCCUUUGUGACCUCUGACCCCAUCUCCUGACUUCCGUUACAUUUUGUCACCAUGCAGGUUGGGCUGCCCCCCCCCUCUUUCCUACACACACCUGCAUCCUCACCCUCCUUCCCCAGAUGUUAAUCACUAAAUGCAUUCCUUUGAGCAUCUGUAAAACUUUGAGGGGACCUUUUUUUUUCUUUAUUUCCCUUAUUUUUUAGGGGAGUGGGGGACAAUAAGAUGGAGGGAUUUUUACACUCUGCACCCUUUCUUGUUUUGUUGUCCUUAUAAUUUCCAUCUGUAGAGGUGACAAUUCAAGAAAGCAGUUUGUUUUUGCACGCGAGUCGAAGGGCACUCUGUAUUUUAUACAAUGAAUACUUAAAAGAAAUCAGCGCAGGCUAUGUAAAAUGGAAAAAAAAAUGCACAUGGCCUAUUUUGGUCUUCUGUUGGAUUCUAUGAAAGGACUUGAAUUUAUCCCCACACCUGCUCCGAACCCCCCCAACCCCCCUCCCACCCAAGUUGACCCCUUUGUACACACACAUAGACACACAUGCACGCACAAAUGUAACUCCCAUGUCACCCCUACCACUACCACCAACUUUUCUUUAUUCACAAAGUGGAGGUUCUGGACCAGGUAUUUAAGCAAUUUAUUUUUCUUAGUUUAACCUGUGUUUUUUUUUUUUAUCCCCACCCCCACCCCACCCCAUAACUCUUUAGGUUGCAUUUUUCCCCCUUUCCUUUUCUUUUUUGUUUUCUUUUUGUUUUCUUUUUUUUUGCUAUUGUUAAAUUAGAGGCUAACAUCUUAAAUGGCUAUGGGACUGGCUUGGGCUCUGGGUGCGAGGAGAACCCACUCUUCUUGCACAAAACCUCUGUAUAUUGAAUUACCUGAGAGGCUCGUUGAGCUUUGUGUGUUGAUUAAACUGUGUAAUAAAAACCCAUGAUUCCUG